Saimiri boliviensis boliviensis (Bolivian squirrel monkey) is the source of this 2500-nucleotide messenger RNA. Its product is annotated as L-threonine 3-dehydrogenase, mitochondrial. Gene Ontology annotation, molecular function: L-threonine 3-dehydrogenase activity. Lineage: Eukaryota; Metazoa; Chordata; Mammalia; Primates; Cebidae. The record is from RefSeq and is a predicted model, not a curated record. Gene Ontology annotation, biological process: L-threonine catabolic process.
UGUCAAGAUACCAGUGUUUCCCAGCUUGAUCUAGAUUCCACACAAUCUCAAUCAAAAUGUUAUUUUGUGGAUAGUGACAAACUGAUUCUGACAUUUAUGAGAAGCAAAACCCGUGUUAGCCAACACAAUAUUGAAGGAGAAGAACAAAGUUGAGGACCAACAAUACUCAAGUUCAGGAUUUAUUGUAAAGUCACAAUGCAAACCAUAUUUCUUGCCUAGCUUCUGGUACUUUGCUGGCAGUCUGUGGCAUUCCUUGACCUGUAGAAGCAUUACUCUGAUCGCUGCCGUCAUCUACACAUGCCAGACUCCACCUGUACAUGUCUCUCUGUCCAAAUUUCCCCUUUUAUUUCCUAGUCCUUUUAGAUUACAUCCCUCCCUAAUCACCACAUCUCAACUAACUACAUCUGCAGUAGCCCUAUUUCCAAAUAAGGUUACGUUGUGGGAGUUAGGACGUCAACAUGCGAAGUUAGGUGGGGGACACAAACUCCUAAGAAAUGCCAUGGUAGUGAAUAACAUUCUGUCCUCAUAUAGCAGAAGUAUUACAGACAAGGAAUGCAUAUCUGUAUGCAGAAUAUAUACAUUUCGGUGAGGACAAAUCACUUCAUAAUAAAAGAGGUACAAUGUAAUCAACCUGCCACCAGGCGGCUGGCUGCUUCCCACCCUCAGAAAAGAGUGCUAUAUCAAGAGGUCAGCAUUAUUAGAUUCUGGUGUUGAUAGGUUGGGUAGUCAGCAGUGGCAGUAGCCAGACUGGUCUUGCCGAGAGGAAGACUGUGUUGCUGAGUCUGCGCAUAGCCUCCAUCCCUACAACAUGGCUACGUUGUGUUUGCUUCCAUUAACUAGGACCUGGGGUGACUGAAGAAAGAGGCUGACUGAUGGUUUGGCUCUGUGAUCCAUAGGAUGUGUCAGCGUGUCCACCUGAUUACUGAAAACCUCCUCUGUAUUAGAUUCCCUUUGGUGACUAUUCACACAGCACUAUAAAAUCUUCACACUCUACGCCCAGUCUGAAAGGUAUUUGAAAAGAAAAUGCCACUCAUUAGGAUGCUGAGGCGAGUGGGGCAGAGCCCAGCGUGUGUCUGCUGGACGUCCUUCCUGCCAGUCCGAUUUCUGGGCGUCUCCCCUCGGCAAAUUCCAGCAGAUGCCAACUUCUACUCUGCCUCUUUCUCUGACACAAACCAUCCACGAGUCUUAAUUACAGGGGGUCUUGGCCAGCUGGGAGUGGGGCUUGCUAAUCUUUUGAGGCAACGAUUCGGGAAGGACAGUGUGAUUUUGUCUGACAUAAAGAAACCCCCCGAUCAUGUCUUUCACAGUGGUCCAUUCAUUUAUUCUGAUAUCUUGGAUUACAAGAAUCUUCGGGAGAUCGUGGUGAACAACCGCAUCACCUGGCUGUUUCAUUACAGCGCCUUGCUCAGCGCCAUUGGAGAAGCAAAUGUCUCUCUGGCGAGAGCAGUGAAUAUAACUGGCCUGCAUAACAUCCUGGACGUCGCUGCGGAACACAGUCUGCGAUUGUUUGUACCUAGCACGAUCGGAGCUUUUGGACACACCUCUCCCCGGAACCCAACCCCUGAUCUCUGUGUUCAGAGACCCAGGACCAUCUACGGGGUGUCCAAGGUCCAUGCGGAGCUCAUGGGAGAAUAUUAUCAUUACCGAUAUGGGUUAGAUUUCCGGUGCCUGAGAUAUCCUGGAAUCAUUUCAGCUGACUCCCAGCCUGGAGGAGGAACCACUGACUAUGCAGUCCAGAUUUUUCAUGAUGCCACAAAGCAUGGCAAAUUCGAGUGCAACCUGGAAGCUCACACGAGGCUGCCGAUGAUGUAUAUUGAUGACUGUCUCAGGGCCACCCUGGAGGUCAUGGAGGCCCCCGCUGAGUCCCUCUCCAUGAGGACCUACAACAUCAGUGCCAUGAGCUUCACGCCCGAGGAGCUUGCCCAGGAAGUCCUCAAGCAUGUGCCGGAGUUCCAGAUCACAUACAACGUGGACGCCAUCCGGCAGGCCAUAGCGGAUAGUUGGCCGAUGAAAUUAGAUGACAGCAACGCUCGGAAGGACUGGGGGUGGAAACACUAUUUUGACCUUCCAGAGUUGGUGACUACCAUGUUGACCUUCCACGGAUCUGAAACCAGAGUUUCCCAAGCCAACUGAAGGAGUUUGAAAGAGAAGAUCCUGCGCGCCCUGGUCCACUGUCCAAGGAGAACCGUCACCACUCCACGGUUCUAGAUUCCAAAGAGCUUACAUUAUUUGGAACUGACUAAUUGGACUAAAUUUUGGCAGUUCAUAUUGAACCGCUAGACAAAGAAUGGAGUAAAUUUCAAGCAUUUUCAGAACGUUGUAGGUACGGUGGUGGGGACUUCGCAGUUUUCGAUGUUUGCCUGAACUUGUCUAAACACAUUCCACAGGAUAAGGCUUAAGUCAUCAUUAGUUUCCAUUUCCUUAAUUAAGAUGAAGUGACCAUUUCUGGGAAGGUGGAAGUAUGUGACAUUUGUAUUUAAUUAAAUUCAAUUUAAAUAUU